AUGGCCAAUAGCCCAUCCUCCACUAUGGAAUCCUCAGUUGCGAAUACACCACCCUCAGCAUGGGAUGUUGAAGAAGUCGAUUACAAGACCCUCAUGGAGGAUGAGAUAGUGAUAGCAGUGAUGGGUGUCACGGGCGCUGGGAAGAGCCACCUUAUACGGCAAGUCACAGGACGCAACGAAAUUGCCGUCGGGGACGGUUUAGAAUCUUGCACCGACAAAAUAGCUUCCUACCGAUUCAAACACGACGGUCUAAACAUCACCCUCGUCGACACCCCGGGAUUCAACGAUACCUACCGCACGGACACGGAUGUCCUCCUCGAUAUAGCAACAUGGAUGGAAUUCAGCUACCGGGAGAACUUCAAACUCUCGGGAAUAAUCUACCUACACCCCAUAUCCGCCGUUAAAAUGGAGGGCUCGGCGCUCAGAAACCUACGCAUGUUCCGGAAACUCUGCGGAGAGGAUGCCCUCAAUCAUGUAUUCCUUGCGACAACCCAUUGGAAAAACGUCCCCGAAGAGCUCGGCCGCAGGCGCGUCAAAGAAUUGAGAGAGAACCCGGAGUUCUGGAAGGGAAUGCUGAGUCGUGGCGCUAAAGUUGCCAAGUACCUUGGUGAUAGAGAGUCCGGUUUGGACCUCAUCGACGUGCUCGUCAAGAUGGGCCGCGUGACGUUGGGGAUUCAACACGAGAUCGUGAAUGAGGGUAAGGAAUUAUACGAGACUGCGGCCGGGGAAGCGGUGAACGCGGAGCUCGCGCGGUUGCAGAGGAACCAUGAGACGGCUUUGAAUGCUGUGAAGGCGGAGUGGAUGCAGGCGUUGAGGGACAAGGAUGAGGAGCUCAAAGAGGUUCUCUCCGAGGAGAGACAGAGGAUUGAAGAGAAAUUGGCCCAGGUGGAGAAUGAUAGGGAGAAUUUGAGAAGGGAGAGGAGGCGCGAAAUUAGAGAGCAGGAGGACGAGUGGCAUAGGCGGGUCAAGAACAUGGAGGGAGCGCAGCAGAAAGAACGCGAGGAGUUUCAACAACGAUUCAGAGAACUACAAGCUUCUGUUAGAGAUGGAGAAAGUAGGAUCCCCUGGAUGUCGCUGAUAGAUUUGGUGGCAAAGGGGUUUGUUCAUUUCAUGAAUUCUAGGGGAUAGUUCUCUUUUUUCUUAUUGUCUCUAUUCUGGCUUGUGUUCUAGCAAUUUUACCCCUCUCGGAUCCUU
Tuber melanosporum (Perigord truffle) is the source of this 1194-nucleotide messenger RNA. RefSeq lists its product as uncharacterized. Bases 1 to 1128 code for a protein of 375 amino acids. Gene Ontology annotation, molecular function: GTP binding. The record is from RefSeq and is a predicted model, not a curated record. NCBI's taxonomy places the organism in Eukaryota, Fungi, Ascomycota, Pezizomycetes, Pezizales, Tuberaceae. The transcript has 2 exons.